AUGCCUGUUGUCCAUAGAGCAACUUUACUGCGAAGCGCCCUUUUGGCGGGAGCCUUUGUGAGUCACGCCGGGCGGCCCGUGCCGGCCUUGCCCGGGGUUUGGGUCUUAAUUUAAAAAAAAAGCCUGCGCGGGCUUGGGCCAGGCCGGGCUUUGAAAAAAAUCUUUUGUUUCAUUAAAAAAAAACUUCACCGAAAAAUUAUUUUUACAUGUUGAAUCAUAGACUAUGAUUCAUAGGUUCUAAUAACUCAAUGAUGAAAAAUAAGCAAAAACCCCACUUUUCUCGUUAAAAAAGCAAAAAAUUCAACAUGAAGAAACUUUUAGCUUUUUGGGCCGGGCUGGCCAUUUUUGCUCGAGGCCAUACUAAGGCCAGGCCGGGCCGAGCUUGGGAAAUGCCCGGGGGCCGGUAGGGUGACGGGCCGGCCCUCGCACAAGCCUGGCGCUAGCUCAAACUUUUUUUUCUCCAAUUUUGAAUAAUUUUUUCUUCGAAAAUAGGAACUUAUGUUCAUUUUCAAAUAUACCGUUUGACAGUCAAUUAAAGGCAUAUGACAUAUUAUUGGAUACCGACGCUCCACUUUGAGUCAUAUGCUUGGGGAUCAAAUAAAAUUAAUUCUCCGGCUUGUGAUUUAGGACAAAGGUUGAAAACGAAACUAAAAAGAAAAGGAAGUCACUGUAUAGUGGCUUGAAAUUCAAAAAAUCUGUGAAAAAGGAAGGGCAGAAAACGGAGCGACGAGUGUGCCAGGAUCCGACUGGACCGUCUGGCGGCAGAAGAAGGCGUAA
Messenger RNA from Caenorhabditis auriculariae, 777 nucleotides. The record is from the annotation of a GenBank genome assembly. NCBI's taxonomy places the organism in Eukaryota, Metazoa, Nematoda, Chromadorea, Rhabditida, Rhabditidae.